Molecule: messenger RNA, 1770 nt
Organism: Fusarium mangiferae
Lineage: Eukaryota; Fungi; Ascomycota; Sordariomycetes; Hypocreales; Nectriaceae
Exons: 3
Coding region: 1-1770 (589 amino acids)
Biological process (GO): proteolysis
Molecular function (GO): serine-type endopeptidase activity
Source: RefSeq, a predicted model, not a curated record
AUGAAUUCAUCCAAUCCUGAGAGAACCUACGCUCGAUGGCCUCUCCGAGACGUACCUCGCACACCGGCGACAGACGUCCUGCCCAUAGGACCUGAAGCAGAUGGAAUUCCGACGGUCUUUGAUGAUGAUUCACGAACAUUAGUUGAUCCGGUGCACUAUCGGCCUGGAGGGAAAUAUCAUUCCAUUGUCAAGCUCCAGAUUCGAUUUGAAGGCCAGGAUGCCAGCGACACGCGUCAUGCUCAAGCUACAGGAUGGCUAAUUAUGCCCCAUCUCAUCAUCACCGCCGCCCACUGCGUUUACGACCAUACACACGACUUUGGCAAAGCUGUCCAGGUCCGCGCUUUCGUGGGAUAUAAUGGCAAGAACUCUGUUGACCAGGCCGGCCUUCAAUUCCGUAGGGGUCUCAAGGUCGUCGUUCCGAAAGACUGGAUAAUCAGUGACACCAACCUCGCAAGUGACGUCGCAUUCAUAAUAGUGGAAGAAUUCAACGAUAUAGUGCGUAUUGCCCAGCAACCCACUGCAGGGAUCGUGAACAAGAUGCUUUUGAGCGUGGUUGGAUACCCGUGCGACAAAUUCUUGGGUGAUGAACGAGGAGCGCAAAUGUAUGAGAUGACCAAAAGGAUAGAUUGCGAUCUGUCGAAAACGGCUUUCAAUUUGCUCGAACACACGAUAUCUUUUGCAAGUGGUCAAUCCGGAUCCCCAGUCCUCAUCAGCGGCGAAAGCAAGGCUAUCGGCGUCUCUUCAUAUGGCUCCGGAACCAGGAACACAGCAACUGUGUUUCGGGGUAGAUUCGGAACCUAUCUAAGCGGCAUGUCUGCUGUCAUGUUUGGCCUGGAUCGUGCUCCUGCUGGCAGCGAAGAUAUCAGAUACACCAUGACCAUAGGCCGCCCAGAGGGUAGUGUGACAGAAGAGCCUCUCAGUGACGGUAAAACCUUUUGGGCAAUUUUCAGGAAGGUUACCAGCGUCGGCCAAAGAGUAGAUCAUUCGAUAUUACGAACUGGAUUCCCUUUCAUGGGCCAGGUUGGCGGUCCUAUCGCUGCCGUUGCAGGCACCGCACUCGGUGUGAUAAGCAAGCUGGGUGCAGACACUUCAAUCGACGUUGGGUCCGUCCAUGUCAACUACAGACAGUGUGCUGCACGUGCGAUCGUCGCAGAGGCUGCAAUGCAGACAAUCAUAAAGAUGGAUCCUCAUAAGGUAAACGAUUACAGAAUCUUCGACAAGAUGGAGGAUCAAUUCCCCGAGACGAAGGAUGUUGUUCCCAGGAUUGCAAAACUCAUCACUCCUGGAAUUGUCGAGUCAGCGCUUCGGAUCUCAGUCAAUGCGCAAGGGGCGGGCGAGGGAAUGUCAAGACUCUACCCAAAGCUCCCUCCCGUGAGCGGUUCUCUGACCGACCAUGCCAAAAGCUUUACUGAUGCUUUUACACGGUAUACAAAUCAAGGUGAUGGUAAUGAGAUGUCUGAGUUUCUUGCAAGCAUCGUCAAAACCGCUUUAGUUGCUACACCUCCCAAAAUGGACGACAUUACUCGAACCAUCGGCGAGUCAGAACUGAGCGUCACCGACAUGUCGACUCAUAUCGAGAUUCUGUGUCACAGAGCUCUCAUCGGUGACAUUUGUCUACGAAGCCUAAUAGCUAUACCUCUCGAUCAAAUGAUGCAGAAUGGCUUGUUUGAUCAUUUUGUCGCUACUGUUGGAAAUAUUGGGAAAACGGUCCUUGAAGUCGCUCCUGUUGUCACACAAAAUAUUUUCAACAGUAUCAAGCAGGACGAAUAA